AGUGAACUGUUUAAAUCUUCACGGGCGCCAUCUUGUGGAGUCAGUGCAAACUACAGUUUCCGGUGUCCUGCUGUCUGUCCCGGUGGUAGGCCUGUGUGGAAACAAGAUAUUGCAACAAGUCUGUUUUUGAAGUCAGACCUGUUUCACCUGUGGGGUGGGAAAUGAUCGGUCAUCGGUAGCAAAGUAGAUCGACAUCUCAGGUUUACGUCCCAGACUGACCAAAGCCCAGUGAUUGUGUAGAGGAAGACGAUGGCAGAGCAGAGCAGAGUAUCCACGUCUUUGAACAAACACAAUCCUCAGUAAUGAUCCUUAAGCUACAAGUUCCCCAAACAGGAUCAGGAGGGCAGGAGGUGGUUUGCAGUCACAGAUCUCUGCAGCUCUGGAGGUAGAACUACCUGCAGAGAGCAACAGGAAGAGAGACGAGAGAGCACAAAGCUACACGAGAGAGGAUGUUGAGUUAGAAUGAGGCAUUCAUGAGAUGUGAAUAGAUAUAGAUGGAGGAGGAGAGAGGGAGAGAGCUCAGUGCAUCAUGGGAAGUCCCCCAGCAGUCUUGGCCUGUAGCAGCAUAACGAAGGGAUGGUUCAGGCCUUACCCAGUCCUAAAAGAGGUGCAGUGUCUGCCUGCUGGACCCAAAGUGGAUGAAGGGCUGCAUGGUGUCUGACCAUUAAGGGCUUUGUAGUGCUACAGGUUUACCAAGGUGAGUGAUUUGGAAGAAGAGGAGUACAGAGCAGAGUCUGUAUCAUCCAUCUCUGAAUCUAUGGAGAGUGACCAGACCAGAGAAGACCCUCCAGGUUUCAGUAAUGAACCUCAACCCCCAGACACAGAAGAGGGGAAGAGGAGUGAUGUUUCUGUGGAGCAGCAGCUGUCCUGCUGUGCCUUGUGCCAGGAUGUCCUGAAGGAUCCAGUCUCUACCAGCUGUGGACACUGGUUCUGCAGACAGUGCAUCACCUCAUACUGGGACCAGUCUGGUCCAUCAGGAGACUCCUCCUGUCCCCAGUGUGGACAAAGAUCCAGAACAAGACCUGGACUGCAGACAGCCAGUCAGACCAGCACUGUACAAACAGAUAGUGGUCUGCAGGAGGUUUUAGAUGAACAUAAGAUCAGUCUGAGGAGGAGAUGUGAACGUGUGACUGAAGGAACUGAUGGAACAGGAAGUAGAACCCUCCUCAACAGGAUCUACACUGAGCUCUACAUCACAGAGGGACAGAGUGAAGAGGUUAAUACCCAACAUGAGGUGAGGCAGCUGGAGACAGCUUCCAAGAAGAAGACCCUCCAUGACACUCCAAUCAGGUGCCAGGACAUCUUUAAAGCCUUACCUGACCAACAGAGACUCAUCAGAGUGGUUCUGACCAACGGCGUUGCUGGUGUUGGAAAAACCUUCUCAGUGCAGAAGUUCACUCUGGACUGGGCAGAGGGCUUGGAAAACCAAGAUGUCAGUCUGCUGGUUCUGCUUUCGUUCAGGGAGCUGAACCUGAUCAGAGAUGAGCAGUACAGUCUUCUCACGCUGCUCCAUGUUUUCCAUCCAACAUUACAGAAGGUCACAGCAGAGAAGCUGGCUGUCUGUAAAGUUCUGUUCAUCUUUGACGGCCUGGAUGAAAGCAGACUUUCACUGGAUUUCAACAACUGGAAGGUUGUGUCUGACGUCACACAGAAGUCAUCGGUCAACGAGCUGCUGACAAACCUCAUCCAGGGGAAUCUGCUUCCCUCGGCUCUGGUCUGGAUAACUUCCAGACCUGCAGCGGCCAAUCAGAUCCCUCCUUCAUGUGUUGACAGGGUAACAGAAGUACGAGGCUUCACUGACCCACAGAAGGAGGAGUACUUCAGGAGGAGAUCCAGUGAUGAAGAGCUGUCCAACAGAACCAUCUCACACAUCAAGACCUCCAGGAGCCUCCACAUCAUGUGUCAAAUCCCAGUCUUCUGCUGGAUCGCUGCUACAGUUCUGGAGCACAUGUUGACUACAGAGCAGAGAGGAGAGCUGCCCAAGACCAUGACUGACCUGUUCUCACACUUCCUGCUGGUUCAGACAAAGAGGAAGAAGAACAAGUACGAUGAGGGACAUGAGACGAGUCGACAGGAGCUGACGGAGGCUGACAGGGAAGUUCUUCUGAAGCUGGGGAGGCUGGCGUUUGAACAACUGGAGAAAGGAAACAUCAUGUUCUACCAAGAAGACCUGGAGCAUUGUGGUCUUGAUGUGACAGAGGCCUUGGUGUACUCAGGAGUUUGUACAGAGAUCUUCAAAAGAGAGAGUGUGAUCUUCCAGAAAACAGUCUACUGCUUUGUUCAUCUGAGCGUUCAGGAGUUUCUGGCUGCAGUCUACAUGUUCCACUGUUUCACCAACAGGAAGACACAGGUAAUGAAGGAUUUUGGAUGGAAUCAAGAUGAGGAACAUGAUGAGAGUGACUUGUCAUCCCCAGAAGAUGAAAAUGAAGAUGAUGAUGAUGAUGAUGAUGAUGAUGAUGGUCAAUAUUCUGAUAGUGACAGUGACCCAUCUCUGGAUGUCUUCCUGAGGAGAGCCAUUAAGAAAUCUCUUCAAAGUAAAAAUGGCCACCUGGACCUGUUUGUUCGCUUCCUUCAUGGCCUCUCUCUGGAAUCCAACCAGAGACUCUUAGGAGGUCUGCUGGGUCAGACGGAGAACAGUCCAGAAAUCAUCCAGAGAGCCAUCAACAACCUGAAGGACAUAAGAAUGCACCGUAUCUCUCCAGAUAGGAACAUCAACAUCUUCCACUGUCUGAUGGAGAUGAACGACCACUCAGUCCAUCAGGAGAUCCAAGAGUUCCUGAAGUCAGAGAACAGAUCAGAGAAGUUCCUCUCUGAGAUCCACUGCUCAGCUCUGGCCUACAUGCUGCAGAUGUCAGAGGAGGUUCUGGAUGAGCUGGACCUGGACAAGUACAAUACGUCAGCGGCGGGACGACGGAGACUGAUCCCAGCUGUGAGGAACUGCAGAAAGGCUCGAUUCAAUAACUGUGGACUCUUAGAGAUUCACUGUGAAGUUGUGGCCUCAGCUCUGAAGUCCAACCCCUCCCAUCUGACAGAACUGGACCUGAGUGACAACUGGUUCCUAGAGGAUUCAGGAGUAAAGAUACUGUCCUGUGGACUGGAGAGUCCAAACUGUAGACUGGAGACUCUUAGACUGAGGUACUGCAGGUUGACGUGGAUCAGCUGUGCUCUUCUGAUCUUAGCUCUGAAGUCCAACCCCUCCCAUCUGAGAGAACUGGACUUGAGCUACAACGACCUGUAUGAUUCAGGAGUGAAGGAGCUGUGUGGUUUUCUGCAGAGUCCAGACUGUAGACUGGAGACUCUGGGAUUGAGGUGCUGCUGGUUGUCAGCGAUCAGUUGUGCUUCCCUGGUCUCAGCUCUGAAGUCCAACCCCUCCCAUCUGAGAGAACUGGACCUGAGUAGAAAUGAAAAGCUGCAGGAUUCAGGAGUAAAGGAGCUGUGUGGUUUUCUGCAGAGUCCAGACUGUAGACUGGAGACUCUGAGGUUGAUGAACUGCAGUUUGUCAGAGAUCAGCUGUUCUUCUCUGGUCUCAGCUCUGAAGUCCAACCCCUCCCAUCUGAAAGGACUGGAGAUGAGUCUCAACAAGCUGCAGGAUUCAGGAGUGAAGGAGCUGUGUGGUUUUCUGCAGAGUCCAGACUGUAGACUGGAGACUCUGAGGUUGAUGGACUGCAGUUUUUCAGGGAUCAGCUGUUCUUCUCUGGCCUCAGCUCUGAGGUCCAACCCCUCCCAUUUGAGAGAACUGGACCUGAGUAGAAAUGAAAAGCUGCAGGAUUCAGACAUGAAGGAGCUGUGUGAUCUUCUGGAGAGUCCAGACUGUAGACUGGAGACUCUGAGGGUCGACGGCAGGGAGAUUAAAGCUUCCAAAGACAAAACCUGUCACUCUGUCAAACUGGACCCAAACACAGCAGAUGCAAAGCCAGAUGUUUCUGAGGACGACACAAAGAAGCUGGAUGUGUCUGAGAAUGACAUGAAAAAGCCAGAUGUGUCUGAGAACGACAUGAACCUGAUGAAGCCUCCAUCAAGCUUCACACCUGAGCUGCAAACUGAAUCUGCACGAGUCUCAUACAGGUUCAGGUGUCCUGGUCCAGGUGGGUUCCAGUGUACUUCAACUGGACUGGUGUUUGUUGUGGAUAAGGAGGCGGAGCUGCUCUACAGGACCGUCCAAUGGGACAACAGCCUCCUCCAAACAGCUGGCAAGACACCUGCUGGGCCACUGUUCAAUAUCCAGUGUCCUGAGGCUGCUGUCUGUGAGCUCCACCUCCCACACUGUGAAACUAAGGAUGCUCUGAUCCAUGAAGGCCUGCUGUUGGUCAUCCACGUCACUGAGGAUGGAAUGAGCUUCCUCAACCCGCUGGAGAUCACAGACACUCAUGUGAUCGUCAAAGUCCCUCAUCUCUCCUCCUUCGGCCUCGUCUGGGUUUCAGAGAUGUUGGGGAGGUUAUGGAACUACAUGAAACCAGUUAGCGGCCAUGUUUUCUUGUUCCUCCGACCACCAAACCCCAAAACACAGAAGCAAAACCUCAAUGUGUUUCUCCUGCCGAGCAACGUCCCCCUGCAAGAGGUGAGGACAAAACAGCAAAAUUCUCUGUUCAUCGAGGUGCCUUCCUAUUGCAGACUCAUCAUAAAUCACAGUUACACUGUUCACUGUGUGAAGGCCCAUAAAGUACAGCCUAAGAAAAUAGAGUUUGACCUGGAUGUUGGACCAAAUUACCUCCCAACGUUUCAGAUCCGCCUGCCGACAAACAUAGAGGAAGCGACCGUCACAGUCCGAGACCAAACAGAUACAGAUGUCUGGGAGAGUGAAGUUGACGUGUCUGGUCAGGCAGACAUGAGUGUCCCAGCAGCAGCAGGGACUCUGAGCGUCCCAGCAGCAGCAGGGACUCUGAGUGUCCCAGCAGCAGCAGCAGGGACUCUGAGCGUCCCAGCAGCAGCAGGGAUUCUGAGCGUCCCAGCAGAAAAGAUGCUGAAGUCUGUUCGGACUCAGUUUAUCAGCAGAGUUUCUGAACCUGUUCUACAGAAGCUGCUGGAUAAACUCCUGGAGCGUGGGGUGAUAACUGAUGAUGAGAUGGAUUUAUCAGGAACAGCGAGCAGGGCAGACAAAGCUCGAGUGGUGAUGGACACGGUGCGAAGAAAAGGAUCAGAGGCCAGUUUAGCUCUGAUCUCUGCUCUCUGUGAGGAGGAUCGAUGCCUUUCAGCAGAGCUGAACUUAACGUGAAGCAGGAGCAGAGUAUCAGACUGUUUCUGUCUGACACCAACACAUCUGUAAUUCUUCAGUUUAUCCGUUUAACUUUUUCUCUGUUUUUUAUGAGUGAAUCAGGGUAACUGGACUGUGCUGUUUCACAUGAUAAAUUCAGUAUAAUGUAUAUUUCCACAGCUCUGGUUACAUCAGUGUUAUGUCAGAGACAAGGUUUAAUGUAGAGGUGAACCCUGUGUUCUCUCUGCUGGAAAUGGAAAUCUAUCCUGCUGUGAUCCAUUGAAGACUUGUAUAUUGAGCCAAAUGUACGUGUACAGUUACUUAAUGUGUUUGCUACUGGAGCUUUAAUUACAUUUUUUUUGUCUCAAAUCA
Molecule: messenger RNA, 5563 nt
Organism: Lates calcarifer (barramundi perch)
Lineage: Eukaryota; Metazoa; Chordata; Actinopteri; Centropomidae
Product: protein NLRC3
Exons: 20
Coding region: 758-5212 (1484 amino acids)
Biological process (GO): regulation of apoptotic process
Molecular function (GO): protein binding
Source: RefSeq, a predicted model, not a curated record